AUGCGCCACCCAAAAGCGAGUCAUAAACUAUCUGGAUCACUUUUUCGGGCCUCAGUCUACAUCAUGCUCAAUGCGUCCCCUACAAUUCAUGUGCAGUCUAGCAAUGAAUUUGCCGUGUUUGGCUUUAGACGAGAGCAAUGGGGCAAUUGUAACGAGUCAUUACCCGAAGCUUUGCGAGAAUACAAUCAUGUCCAGUAUCAUCCAGCGUAG
Plasmopara halstedii is the source of this 210-nucleotide messenger RNA. RefSeq lists its product as uncharacterized. NCBI's taxonomy places the organism in Eukaryota, Oomycota, Peronosporomycetes, Peronosporales, Peronosporaceae. The coding region runs from base 1 to 210 and encodes 69 amino acids. The transcript has 2 exons. The record is from RefSeq and is a predicted model, not a curated record.